GACCCGAUCGGUCAGUCCGGAGGAGAAGCAGCGCGCGUGCAGUAGUUAACACGCUGUCUAUCACGCGUAAUAUACAACACACGGUUUCUUCUCUCUUCAUUUGUAUUCGCCGCGCGCGCGUGUGUAUACCGGGUGCUUCCCCCAAUAUAUUUUUUAUUAUCUUUCAUCUUCUUUUUUUUCUUUCUAAACGUUGGUACCACGCACACGUUCCCGAACCACCUUCCGGGUGAUCUGAGACCGCGGCGGUUUCCGUUCUUCGGUAGGUCCCGCGAAGAGACGCAGGCCUGCCCCUUUGGUGUUUUCCCGUGACUUAACCCACGAGAACCGUGCGCGUACGCUCACACGCAACCGUUCGGCGAUUUUCGUGCGCGCUCGUCGACGGUCGUCGUUUGGGGCUACCGUCGUCCGUCGCCAUCUUGACGGUCCACCUACCAAUCAACGUCACGAUCGCCAACCAAGUCGCUGAUCGUCACGGACGGAGAAAGGUACACGAGGCGACACCUUUCGCCGACGACGCGGACCCGUCCGCUCGUCCUUCCACACACGUGUCGCGGAAAAAGACGUGCGCGACACACGGGGAUUUUUCGACGGGAUUUCUCUCCGUUGUUUCCUUUUUCUAAAUUACAACCCUCCACCCCCGUUGCUGCUAUCCUACCCUCUCCUGGUUUCUGCCAUUGCUCCAGCUGUCUAUGGUGAACUGUCGGUCGAUUUACAACGAGCCGGGGGACCGCGUGUAAGCGUGUGCGUGUGACGUUUUGAAUUUGAGCCGAGAAAGUGGUGGCGUCUGUCGGGAGGUCCACGCACACCAACGUUUUUCUGUACUCCGCCGUCUGUGGUGCUCCCCUUCCCACCCCUCUCCCUCCAGCCGUCUCGACGUGUCUGGCCGUCUCUUUCGUUCUUGCGGCCGACGGUGGUCCCCUUCUACGCCGCUAUCCACAGUUCGCAGGGCGUCGCACGCAGGGCGGUACCGAUGCCCUUUCGACCUCCCGCGGUCAUCGAGAGUACGCAAGAGUGCUUCCGUCGCGCGGCCGUUGUCUCGCCGUCGAUUCUCACGUACCACUGCGUCGCGACAUUUACAGUCAAGAUUUUUCUGUUCGCGACGCUCAUCCUUUGAGGAUCUACCUUUUUCUAUCUCUGGUGCCGUAUACGCGCAUAACACGCUCCCUCUUUCUCCCCCAAACGCGUAUCUCCGCGCACGUGUCUCUCAGUCUCCGAGAAAAAAGGAUCGAAGAAAGACGAAAGAGAACGAUCGAACGACCGAACGACCGAACCGGCGACAACGGCGGCGGAUUUAUAGUUUCCAGUUUUCGCCGCGCGCGCGAUACACCCUAUGCGUGCGUCCGUGUACACCCACGUGUGCCUGUUUUCAGUAUUCAGAAGUGUCAUACGGUGAAGAUCCUACGGUGGACCAAAGUAUUCCGAGUGUUCACCCGGUAAAACGCAUCUAGUCACACGGCGUGUCCGCCAAUAUACCAAAGCAGACGAAAAACCGUCAUCGUUUAUCUGCGCGCGGCCGUAUCGUUCUGCGACCUUGAAGUGUCGCGAAGCAUCAAGAAAACAACCUCCGAGUGUCGUUCACCGUAAAGUGGUGUAUGAGCGAACACCUCUGGAACGCAUCGAGACGCUGUUCGAUCGAAGGAUUAUAUUCGGGGACUAGUUAAUAAGGAAGGCAAGCAGGCAGGCAGGCAGAGGCGGUUCACGGUGCGUCACGGAAACAAUUUCGCAUCGUAAGAGCUCUACGAUGAAGAUCGGCGUCGGAACGUGAGGAUGGAGAAUCGUGUACGGUAGGGGAGAGGACCUCGAGAAAGCAGAGCAGUAUCAUUGAGGAUGUCACAGAGAAACGUUAUCGCGUGUCGGCUUCGGUGUGAGUGAAACGUGUGCGUGGCGUGGCAUAGCGUGGCGUGGCGUAGCGUGCUGUUCCGUGUAUUGGAAUAGAGGAAACGAAGAGUGAGAGAGGAGAACGGCAGAGGAAUUAAGAGGUUAGGAUGCCGCAGUGCGCCGUGGCUACGUGCCGCAACAGUCAUCGUCGGACCCGUGGCCGUCGUAUCCGCUACCAUCGAUUCCCCCAGAUACCGGAAGUACGCUCGCGAUGGGUGCGCGCGUGCGGUCGCGUGCCCCUCUCGAACGGCGAGAUACCGUUCAACAUACAAACCGCGCGUAUAUGCUCCCUCCACUUCACGAACGAUUCCUACGAGAAGGAUAUGGAGCACCUUGUGCUCGGUCUUCCUGUGCGCAGUAGGUUGCGUCGUGGCGCUGUGCCGACGAUCGGUGUGCCGGUGAACGUGCAGCCGGUGACCAAGAUGCUGGUCGAGGACGCGAAGCGCUCCCUCCUCAAGGUCACCCAUGCUAAAAUGCUAACCGGCCAGAAAGUGACCGGCAACAACGGUCUGGCGGACAGUAAGCAGCAGCACCAUCAGCCGGCCACGGAGAGGCGGCAGCAGCAGCAGCAGCACCAUCACCAUCACCACCACCACCACCAGCAUCAGCAGCAGCACCACCAUCAACACCAGCAACAACGUGCUAAGAGCGGCAAUCAAGUGAACCAGGAGCAAAAGAUGGCGGGCAUCGACGUGCUGCUCGCCCUCGGUCUCAAACCCGCGCCACGUUUGAACAAGAUGCACGCGAUGGAAGGUGCUGCCGGGAACGGGAAGAAGGUGGACUCGGCCGAGAAGACCAGGGAGGACGACUCGUUGAGGGCCUCGCCGAAAGUUCCUCAGAGCCAGCAAAAUGGCGCCGCCCUGCCGGAAGAAACAGCGGCAGUGCCAGCGACCGUCGAGUGCCUCCGCUCGACCUCUAUAAAAAAGGAACCUCUCUGUGAUUCGGAGUCGGAGACGACGACCAAGACGACCCUGUCGGCGGUGGACGGGGCACAACAGAAGCCGAUCGCGUCCCGAUGCGCGAAAUCCGAAACAGAAGGAAGCGGCAGAAAACGGAAGUCCACCGAUGGACAGUUGUCCUCAAACGGCAACCCAGCUCCUAAGAAGUUCUGCCUCGAGCAAAGGGAACAGUAUAUAUCGUCCCUGGUCGGCUGUGAGAAAGUUACCGCGGAAGAGCUUGCUGCGAGGGCUGAUCAACUUCGCGCCGAAGUACAGGCCUUGGACGAGUUAGCACGUGCCAAAGAAAUGGAAUGGAACGAAAUUCUGAGCAUGAGGAAACUGAAGGAGGAGGCGUACCUGAGAAUCGAAAGAAGGCGGCAAGUGAUGGGAUUUAUGGAGGGCAACGGACAGUUAGCGGACACGUUACCCCCAGCCAGCUUAUCGCUCGGCCCGGAAUGGGAGAGCAGCGGGAAUACGACACCCGUAUCCAAAGAAAAGCUGAACUUCGGCUCGAAAGAGGAUUUGCCCGAGGAAAGCUCUCGGGAUUCGCCGGCUUUCAAAAAAGAGAAAACCGGGAAACAAGCGUCCCAGCGACAAUCGACGCCCCCGAAACAAGGUGGAGAAAAUGGUCGGAAACAGGCUGAGGCGCUCAGCCCAGAAAACAGGCAGAUCGGUGAGGGCCGUCAAGGAUCUAUCGUUGAUGUUAGAUCUAUCAUCGCUGAUUACAGGCUGAGGCAUCCUGAGAUAGUACCACGAAGGGGUCGCAGAAUGAGAAAUUCGGUGAACGUUGGCCUCGGCGCAGGUGGGGCUAUGGUAGAAACGGGACACAAUGUUGACUCAAGGCCAUCUAGUACGGACUCUUGCAAAAGCAAUCCAAACAUGUCGGACCCUAACAAUUCCAUGAGCUUUAAGGAUGUUCUUGUACAAUUCGCUAAAUUGAGCCAACAACAAGGUGAACCUGUGAAAACACCUCAAAAUUAUCCAGAUGUAACGCUUCACCCCGUGGCGCCGUCUCCAGCACCUCAAAACACACCGCCUCAACAGAGCUGUUCCUUGCUCCAUGGAAUUCUCACAAAAUCACAAUCUCCAAGACCUACAACUUUUUCACCUACUUUAGCUAGAUUACUCACCGCACCUGAAAGAGAAAGGAAUGCAUCAACAGCCGCGUCCAUGCCACAGCAAAGUGCGGCAACCCAGCACCUUUUGCAGGCAUAUCAAGGUUCUAAUCCGGUUUCUAUCAGCGACCUUCUGUCUUCUUCCAAGGCUCGAACUGAAAUAACCAUAACACCUGUCGUUAAUACCCCGGUACAAUCACACUCAAAUAAUUUAAUCCACGUGGAUGAUGUAGAAGAAGAGUCAGCAGUAAUUGAAGACAGAGAAACGCGCAUCUCUUCGGGUGGAAGGGAUGCUAGAGAGGACAGAGAUAGUCCUCCGCGAUGCCAAGGGUGUCAUGAACGUGCAGCACAGUUUGUUUGCGCUGGCUGCGGAAAUCAGUGGUACUGCAGUCGUGAAUGCCAGGUUGCUGCAUGGGAUGAACACUCAGAAGUGUGUUCUGGCUAAAGAAGAUCUAUAUAUCGAUCUAAAACGUCGUACUCGCGAUAUCGAGUGAAAUACCUAUCCAACUGAGAAUAAAUCUAGUCAAAACAGAAUGGCCAAGAAUAUAACGUGUAUUGAGUACGAUAGAACAAAAGGAAUGAAGCUAAGAGAGCAGUGUAUAUUUUUAAGGAUCCUCAGAUGUGUUUAACAUGUAAAGAAAUAAGUUUUAUUUCAUAAAACUGGAUCAAUAAGUAACGGAAGAAAAUGCGUCGAACUUCAAGCGGUACAACGAGGAAAAGAUCGGAGUUCGAGUUGAAACGGUCGUUGCUUCACUGUAAUCACCGCACGUUGCUUUUAUUCGAUAUCAGUAUCAAACGACCGGGAGUCUUUAACAAGAUCAAUAGAGUAUUAACCCUGCUAAAAUUAAGCAUUUAAUGUGUAUCUUCCAAAGGAUAAAUUGUUCAAGAAAUUCUUAAUUAUAAUUCGCGUCGGAUAUAAGCAUACGCAAGAAUUUCAUGUAUCGGAUACUUUUUGUUUUACAUUUUAACUAAUGUAUCGUGUACAACGUACGCUAGUUGAAAAUUAUCAACUAUUUCCGAGAGAAGUAAAGAAGGAAGAAAGCUAUUAUCUCGCAAUGCUGUACAGAAUUUUAUACAUGUUAGCAGGGUUGUUCAGUAUCAGAUUUUAAACAAAAAUGAAAAUUGAUUAAUAAUUGUGUGCCAUGCGUAAGAUUCAUUUCAUGGUCAACCGUGUAUUCUGAAAAUAAUCUAUGAUAUAGAUUACUUGAGUGUCUUUAUAAUACCGUCACUUUGUUUCGUUUCUUUAUUUUAUUUUUUUUCUAAGCAAAACCUGUACACAUUAUGAUAAAAGACGUCAUAUUCGACGAUCACAGUGCGAGAUACACACAAGCACUCAACCUUCAUGUAUUUUUGUCGUUCAUUCAAGAGAGGCACGUAAAAUACGUACCUAAUACCAUAUUUUAUACCAUAUUUGUUACCAACGUAUAAAUCUAGAAUUAAUGAAACGUUAGCCUUAGCGUAGAUUUAAGCUAUUUCUUUUUCCCUUCAUCUCUUUCACUUGUUCGUUGGUAACGUAUUGACACGAUUUAAGUUCACUUCCUCAUUUUUUUUAAAUUAGUAUGUUACCCAAACGACAAUUGUCCCAGAUAUAAUCUGUAGUCCAAAGUUCCUACAGGUAAACGCAACAUUAUAUAUAUUUUCCCAAUUACGAAGCAAACCAAAAUAAAAUAAAGUUUUUA
Messenger RNA from Nomia melanderi (Alkali bee), 5610 nucleotides. RefSeq lists its product as uncharacterized. NCBI's taxonomy places the organism in Eukaryota, Metazoa, Arthropoda, Insecta, Hymenoptera, Halictidae. The record is from RefSeq and is a predicted model, not a curated record.